AUGGCUUCUACGACAACAAACACCAUGACUAUACUAGACACUGAGAGCAUCAAGAAAUACUUGUUCAAAAUCACCAUGAAAAGCCAAUGGAAAGAAGUUGUUCAAAUUUGUAGGCAAAAUCCUCAGGUUCGCAAGGCAAGGAUCACCAGGACAGGUGACACAGCAUUGCACAUUGCCUUCAAAAGCGGCAGCUACCUUAGCCUAACCGACAGAAUCAUAUACCACUGUAAGUAUAUGAGGAUGGUUGGUUUUACACAAGCUGAGGGUGAGCUGAGGGUGGAGCGACCAGAUAGCUCAAAUACUUUUACACAAGCUGCUACUUUGCAGUUAUCUUGA
This is a messenger RNA of Prunus armeniaca (apricot), 336 nucleotides long. NCBI's taxonomy places the organism in Eukaryota, Viridiplantae, Streptophyta, Magnoliopsida, Rosales, Rosaceae. The record is from the annotation of a GenBank genome assembly.